CAGACAUUACCACACGCACUCAACAAGGCUCAAUUUGCGAGCGGUCAUGGCAGGCGGAAACAGCCCAAAGAGCCCAGAAGUCGCGCUACCGCCGAUAGUCGCGCUCUUCCUCGUUGUCUUCGACCGCAAGGUAGGAUAUACGAUAGCAUGGCAACGCAGCAUUGCAGACGUCAAGUUGGAUGGCGUGGUUGAAUACAAGUCGCUCCCCUCAGGCCUCCACAAUUGCGAAUCCGAUCUCGUCUACUUCGUCCACGAACAAUAUGCCGGCAUUAGCGCCUUUGCGAAUCGCCCUGCACACGAGUCGGAAAGAAAUGCACACCUUGCCGCCGUCGGUGUUCUUGUACCCUUGACAUACGGACGCCUGGGCCGCAGCUGGUUGCAUGCUCGGCAACUACGACGCUUGGUCGGCGAAUUGGUCGACCAUGACGAUAGUAGUCUUCAUGUACUAGAGGAAUACUGGCACCAGAAUCGUAUACCCAGCAUUGACGGCCAAGAAGCAGACCAUGGCGAGCCCUCAUCCCAACGCAAACGUCGCGCACUGUCUGACGCUGCUGGCUUGCAUCCGAGCAACCCUACCCUAUCACACCAUCAUCCAGCCAUGUCCCUUGCACGGCAUCUUGACACGUUUGGGCCGCUGCUCUUCCCUCUCCAAAGAGCCACGCUUCUCAAGAAGAGGAUACUGAUCAUGUCACCUGCACCUGUCCACGACGCUUGCAAUCUUGUAUACAAUUUGUCCGUUCUAUCCAACAUUCCGCCUCUGGCAGCUGACACGGCACGACACAAGGAGGCUCUGUACCCCUUGAGGCCCUUGUUCAAUGUCGGUAUCCGCGACAUUGACUACCUAUCUCAGUUAGCCGCUAGCUCGAAGCCACACGUGUCCUGGAUUGCAUGCAGCACCGACGAUAUACUAGGAACCAAGUCGAGUCUUUAUGAUGUCCUUGUUGAGUUGCCUAAUCAUCAAUCGCCCGACGUUAAACAAUGGCCUCGAAUUCGCACAUCCACUGGCGAACAUGUCAAAGCGACCCAGCGUGAUUUGAGACGUUACUAUACACUCAAGCGAGAGUUGGAUAAAGGGCAACAUCCAAGGCCCAUAGCAUAUCACGAUGCCGAAGAUGGAUCACCAGAAGCCGACAAUGAUAGCGACAGUGCCCCGCUGAACCCAUCAAAACCGGAGGCUCUCAAUGAGCUGGAUCAAUAUGUCCAACUCGAAGGGGAAACAGGCUUAGUCGAACCCUCUUCGUGGGCUUCGAUCGCUUAUACCACUUUCCUUUGGUGGGCUUCGGCCGGUGAGAAGGAUGCUUUACUAGAUGACGAGGCAUGUCAAGACGCAAGACUACUUGAUGACCUGCCUCUACAAAUCACCAGCAAGCAUAGUUCGAGUAGUGGUAGAAAACGCUCCUCGACUUACGAUACAGCAGAAGGAGUUGACCUGAGUGCCCAGUCGGUGGCAGUGACUCUGAUAGCUUACGUGCAUCGUCUUACCACAAUGGUCUUGGAGACAUUGGCCGAGAUUGUAGAAGCAGCGGAUGCUGAGAGUGAGCACGGAGGAGAGAGCACGAUCACGAUUCACAGUGAAGACAUGAGAAGGAUGGGCUUGGACGAAUGGAGCCACAGUGACGGUGAUUUUAUCAAGGAAAUGGCCGCACUGUAUUUCGCGCGCGAGAACGUUCAUACGGCUGGUCGUACGGUUGAUCUAUGCGGAAUUAAAUGCUGAAUAGAGGCUAUCGGUCGGCAUUGAGAUCCUAAUUUUGACCAAACUCUCUUUCAAAUCGAUGCAGUACUGAUUGCACCUUCGAUGAGUCGCAAGCACACCCUAGAGUGCCAGUCAGUUGAACAUACAAUGACAACCCUCCGAGGACAAGAAGGCCAGAGGUUCAAACAUACAUUUAGUUGUACCAAAAUAAAAUGAACAUGAGCAUGGUCAAC
Messenger RNA from Aureobasidium subglaciale EXF-2481, 1926 nucleotides. RefSeq lists its product as uncharacterized. Lineage: Eukaryota; Fungi; Ascomycota; Dothideomycetes; Dothideales; Saccotheciaceae. Gene Ontology annotation, cellular component: lipid droplet. The record is from RefSeq and is a predicted model, not a curated record. The transcript has 4 exons. The coding region runs from base 47 to 1714 and encodes 555 amino acids.